Molecule: messenger RNA, 2093 nt
Organism: Mustela lutreola (European mink)
Lineage: Eukaryota; Metazoa; Chordata; Mammalia; Carnivora; Mustelidae
Gene: CCDC51
Product: coiled-coil domain containing 51
Exons: 4
Coding region: 349-1866 (505 amino acids)
Source: RefSeq, a predicted model, not a curated record
GAUACAACUUACAUACCAUACAAUUCACUUAUUUAAUGUGUACAGUUCAGUGGUUUUAGUGUAUUCACAGUGUUGUUCAACCAUCACUAUAAUUAAUUUAAUAACAUUCUAGUAGAUGGCUUUUAAAGACAUGGGACUGGAUGAGAGAGGAGUCCGAGGACCCUGCCCUGCAGCACUCUAUGUGGAGAGGUUCAGGAGAUGAGUGGGGCCGAGUGUAGAAGGUAUUUCAAGGAGGAAAAAGGUGGCAUGAGUCCCAGGCUACUGAUAGGCCAAGUAAGAGGAGGAUUGAGAUCUGAUCACUGGAUUUAGUAAUGUGGACGUGACCUGGACAAGAGCAUUUCCAGUGGCAUGGUCGUUUCGAGGGCUGCAUCAGAGAGGGCUUUCAGAGAGGAUGGGAGAAGAGGAACUGGAGAGAGCAAGUGCUCACAAUCCAUCAAGGAGUUUGGCUGUACAGAGGGGCAGAGAAGUGGGGCUAUUGCUGGAGGGAUGUUUGAUCAAUUAGUAGUGUCAGCUGGGGAGGGCGCACGGGACCUGGGGCACAGCUUGGUCUUCCUAGAGCAUGAAUUCUUCAUCCUGAAGAGCAAGAGAGAAGGUGGAAACUGGACAGACACUGGCAGGUGGGAAGAUCUCCUGAGGAAAAGGCGCAGCACCGCAUUUACCACUCGGCACGUCAUGGGUGUGCGCUGCGUGCUUGUGCGGAGAGGCCUCCUUGGAAGGGACCUCUUCAUGACCAGGACUCUCUGCAGCCCAGGCCCUCGCCAGCCCAGAGAGAAAGGACCUGAGGAGGUGGCCCUGGGGCUGUACCACCGCCUCACCGCCCUGGGAAGAGCCCUGGGGCACGACAUUCGGCAGCGAGCGUCCUCCACGGCCACAACCUGGUGGGACAGAUAUGAAGAGUUUGUCGGACUCAAUGAGGUUCGCGAGGCCCAGGGAAACGUGACUGAGGCAGAGAAAGUGUUCAUGGUGGCGCGAGGGCUUGUCCGAGAGGCUCGGGAAGACUUGGAAGUUCACCAGGCCAAGCUGAAGGAGGUGAGGGACCGCUUGGACCGCGUCUCCAGAGAGGAUAACCAGUACCUAGAACUGGCUACGCUGGAGCACAGGAUGCUGCAGGAGGAGAAGAGGCUUCGUGCAACCUAUCUGCGUGCCGAAGACUCAGAGAGAGAGAAGUUCUCCCUCUUCUCUGCGGCUGUGCGGGAAAGUCACGAGAAGGAGCGCACUCGAGCUGAGAGAACCAAGAACUGGUCCCUCAUUGGGUCAGUCCUGGGGGCCCUGAUUGGCGUGGCUGGCUCCACCUAUGUGAAUCGGGUACGGCUACAGGAGCUGAAGGCCUUGCUCUUAGAGGCGCAGAAGGGCCCUCUGAGCCUCCAGGAGGCCAUCCGAGAACAGGCAUCCAGCUACUCCCUCCAGCAGAGGGACCUCCACGACCUCAUGGUAGACCUAAGGGGCCUGGUACGAGCUGGGCCCGGGCAGAGCCCUGGGGCCCAGGCAGGUACUUCCCCCACCCGAGACAGAGACACAGAUGUCCUUUCAGCCGCCUUGAAAGAGCAGCUCAGCCAUUCCAGGCAGGUCCGUUCCUGUCUAGAGGGUUUACGAGAGCGGCUUGAUGGCUUGGAAAAGACGUUCAGCCAGACGGCUGAGGUGGUUCAGCUUGCAGAGGCUGCGGUGCAUCCGGGCCUGGUGGAGCCAGCAGAUGGGGCUCUGCCAGGCUCCUUGCUGGAGCAGGGAAACAUGAUCCUGGCACUGUCGGGCAUGGAGCAGAGGUUAGAAGCCCAGGUCAACAGGAACACCAUCUACAGCACGCUGAUCAUCUCUGUGACAUUUGUGGCCACGCUGCCUGUGCUCUACAUGCUGUUUAGGGCCAGCUAGCCCCUGGACCCUCCUCCAGAGGCCCCGAGGGGAUAGGUGUGGCUGUGGAUUUAGAGAAUCUCAACAAUGAAGUGAGCCUUUGGGGUGCACGCAGCCUCACCCUGAGGCUGAGCACCAUCUCUGUGGCUGACCAGCGGGCAUACUUUGCUUUCUAGAAAAUGCUUCCUUAUGUUAAUUAUCAAAACUCUAUGCUAAUAUCCAAUUAAAAUGUCUUUGGGUUUGUGUUA